AUGGCCGUGUUCUGUCUGUGGUGGCAGCAUGAGCUCCCAGUGGUGUUGCUGCCCUUGAUUGCGGCCGCCGCGAAGAACAUCUUGGACACAGGCAACUGCUGUCAUGCUACCAGUACUGUGCUGAAGAAUUGGUGGACUGCCUGGACGGAAGGCAGUACUGCGGAUCGCAUGGAUGCCGCGCUGGCUGCACUGCAAACCCCUAGAAGCGCUGAAGACCUGCGCGAGGUUCUUCAGGCCUCGCCUGGUGAGUGCAAGAUGCUUCAGGUUUUGCAGCUGUCUGCCGGCCAAGGCGAGCCAGGUAUUCCGUGUGUCGACAACAUCACGCUGCUGCACCAAGCGGCGCACUUGUUUUACAACUUGUACAGGGAAAAGAAGCCUCCCAGCGGGUGGCAGGAAGCUGGCGAUGGUGUUCUGCUAUGGCCGGAAUUGGACGCCGAGUUCGAUCCGGACCAGGGUCAGCCCGGUCGAGGCGAGUAUCUUCGAGCUUGCGGAGCACUGCUGCCGAGGUUUCUCUCGGUGAUGGCAGAGAUAUCAGAAGCAUGGUUUCAGCAUCAGAGAGUCAGCUGGUCCUGCAUCGCUUGCGACUGUCUUGCUUUGCCAGUGCACCUCACAGGAAGACAGUUCGACCGGGUCUUCAGCUCGAACGUGGCAGAUCAUGUCGGAGUACCAGCUUUGGCGCUGGCUCUUGCCCCCUUAGGUGGUGAGCUCCAGGUGUGCUUGAGCAACAACCUGCGGGCUCUGGAUUUAAGUGGCGACAUCAAAACGCUCUUUCUCAAAGUGCACGGGAUCACGCUGGAAGCCGGCGCUGCAGCCUUGGGCUUUGCCCCGCACUCUGCUGACCAGGACAAGGUCUACCUGAAGCCGUGCGAGGUUCAAACACCUGCUGCCCUUGAAGCAUUGCGCAGGUGGCCUGCAGAGAGCGCGCGACGGCUGUAUCGCUGCCCUCGGCCAGAUGGUGACACACUUCGCCGAUUGCCUGGGCAUGGCAACCAGAUACGCUCGGCGCUUCACAGUCUCGCCGGUGUCCGUAAUGCUCAUCGCCCGCUUCAUCGAGCGCAUGGCUGCAGUUCAGCCCGAAGCGGCUGUGGAGGUGUUUCGAGAAGUUCUCGAAGUUGCACCCAACUCACGCAUGCGGCUGGAACAGUGUCUACGUCGGUCGCAGCUUCCAAAGAUAAUGCGGUCACAGGUGAAGCCACGCUCGUGGAGGCGUGUGGCGUUUGA
Molecule: messenger RNA, 1221 nt
Organism: Symbiodinium sp. CCMP2456
Lineage: Eukaryota; Dinophyceae; Suessiales; Symbiodiniaceae
Source: the annotation of a GenBank genome assembly